Acaulospora colombiana is the source of this 130-nucleotide messenger RNA. The record is from the annotation of a GenBank genome assembly. NCBI's taxonomy places the organism in Eukaryota, Fungi, Glomeromycota, Glomeromycetes, Diversisporales, Acaulosporaceae.
GAGAAGUACAAUAAGACCCAUAUCAUCAGCAACUGGUAGCAAUAGGGAGCCACUAAGGAGGCGAAGAUAUCCAGAAGCAAACCAAGUUUCCUAUCAGGCUUCACAAUAUUUCUCAGAAACAGAUGAUAAA